Coniophora puteana RWD-64-598 SS2 is the source of this 1090-nucleotide messenger RNA. RefSeq lists its product as uncharacterized. Lineage: Eukaryota; Fungi; Basidiomycota; Agaricomycetes; Boletales; Coniophoraceae. The coding region runs from base 164 to 946 and encodes 260 amino acids. The record is from RefSeq and is a predicted model, not a curated record. The transcript has 14 exons.
GAUUAAUGAUUUUUACUGGAUGCCCUCGUAAUGAUUUUUACUGGAUGCCCUCGAGGCGGUCCCCCAGCUAUGCAGGCGCAGUAUAUAAGGCUCCCGCGUGGUUGACGUCGUGUUUACUUUCAUGCGUCACCUUUCCAGGGAUUGCCUUCGUUUUUUGCCAAGCAUGUCCCUCUUCUCCAGCCCGCGCAGACGUGCACUCUUGAUCGCCGUCCCUGAGGCCGACCAGCCCCUCCGGCGCCAGGAUGUGCAUCGUCUCGCCAAAGUCCUAAAAGUACAUCGGGGUUACGAUGCGCGUGAUAUACUGCUCAUGGUAAACGACGACACGUCUUCUCCAAUGUUUCCAAGCCAAGCGAACGUUAUGCGCGAGAUCGCUUCCAUGUUUUCAGAAGCCAGGGCAGGCGAUCAAUUCUUUCUAUAUUUGUCCGCACACAGCAAGCGGGCAACGUAUGAAGGAGACUGCUCUACCCUUGUGCUUUCUGCGGAAACGGAAGUGCGCGGAGAGGAAAUCCUGGGCGUUAUACGACAUCUACCUUAUGGCACAAAGGUGUCCAUAUUAAUUGACUCUUGCUAUUCUGGCGCGAUUUUCGGAUCGAACCCGUUCGAACAAUGUGAAAUGCACGGCCCGGCCAUCGGCCUCAUCACUGCAUGCGACUCUGAUCAAAGAGCAUGGGAAUGUGAGUCGGGGGGUACCGAUGAUUCUUAUGACUUUUCGGUGACCUUGGCUUUGAUCAACUUCAUAGAUUCUAAUCCUCGUUACACCUGGUCCGAGCUGAUGAAAGCACUGAGAGUUAAGUGCGACGAGAUGACGGUUGACAGGUUGAGCGAGUUUACUGGGACUCGGCUAGCACCCCUGAGUCGUGGCGCCUCAUUGCCCCAUGACGAGCAUCAAACACCUCAGUUGAUCUAUACUCGCGAUGUUAAUAUUGAAUCUUGCGCUUUCUUGUGAUGGACAUAUACCCAAGACCCUUGAUUUCCCGCACAGACAUAUUGAACUCUCAGCACGUAUACCCACGGACGAACAUCCAUACCCAAAUUGCAUUAAACUCGGUAAAAAUCGGACAACAUUUCUACACGUAUACACAGAUUACAC